Messenger RNA from Annulohypoxylon truncatum, 1964 nucleotides. RefSeq names its product Endonuclease/exonuclease/phosphatase. The coding region runs from base 659 to 1714 and encodes 351 amino acids. Gene Ontology annotation, biological process: double-strand break repair. Gene Ontology annotation, molecular function: single-stranded DNA binding; 5'-tyrosyl-DNA phosphodiesterase activity. NCBI's taxonomy places the organism in Eukaryota, Fungi, Ascomycota, Sordariomycetes, Xylariales, Hypoxylaceae. The record is from RefSeq and is a predicted model, not a curated record. Gene Ontology annotation, cellular component: PML body; cytoplasm. The transcript has a single exon.
GGUAUUACAUACCUACUACCAAUGUAGAUGUGAUGUGACGGUCUGGCUGAGAUACGGGGUGGCUACUACGGCGCUAUGCGCGAGAACGCUGCAGGACGGUGCGCUAAAUGAGCUAACUGUAUAGGUAGUCGGCGCCGUUCAAGACCAUCCCAGUUAGCUGCAUGUCUGUAUCAAAAUAGUGAUCGUAGAAGUCGCACGCAGACCAAGUCCUUCAGAUGUCCAUUGUUCGUAAUGCCUUAUUUCCAGACUACACAAAAACAUUCUCUGUGAUAUUUACAGAAAGUCGAAUAUUCUUAGAGACGAAAUAGGAGCUACCAAUUGGUAAUAGUUUUAGCAGCAGCUACGAUUAACUUUCUUCCGUUCUCCUUUUGCUAUGCUAUAGGUAGUUGAAGCCAACAUUCCCAGACCCACUAGUACUCUCAGUACAAGGCUCAAAAUAUGUAAAGAACCAGAGCUUCAUGAAAGCGGAAAAGAUCUAAAGUCGAUAUUCAGAACUAUCUGCUUGAUGUGAUAAAUCUCAUGUGGCAAUAUCAUAUGCAGAAAUCCCCAAAUAAACCCGGCAUAUGCAUAACUAGGCACUUACUGGAGGCAUAAGCCGACCACUAAGAAGGAUGAUCUCACUCACCUAGACUCAUGAAUGAGUGCCUAUUUAUAACGGAUGUUUCAAAGACAGACAAUAACUCAAAUCAAAAGAUACCUUCAUAUCUCGUCUCGUCCAUUAGUCAUGAGUCAGAUAUCCCGAAAAGGGUUCAGGCCGGAUCAUCCGACUCCGCAGCCGUAUUAUACAUACGACAACAUAAAACAAGCAUGGGAGCAAGCGGAUAUCAACCCGUCGAGUGAGACACAUGGCGGAAAGGGAAUUACGAGACUCUCCCUAUUUAGCUGGAAUAUAGAUUUCCGCAUACCCUUCGCCAAAGAACGUAUGAAUACCGCCUUAGACCACCUAGAAAGUCUAACGGAGAAACAGCCGUCAACGACGACCUCAGUCAUAUACCUGCAAGAAUGCAUCGCGCAAGAUCUCAGGACAAUCGGGGAGAAACCGUGGGUCAGGGAGAAGUUCUACCUCACGGAUAUCAACACUUCGAACUGGGCAGACGACUACGGCACCGUCACGCUGGUGGACCGUCGUCUGCGUAUCACGUCGUGCUUCCGCGUGCACUACGAGAAGACGCGCAUGGGGCGCGACGCCUUCUUCGUUGAUGUCUUGCUGGACGGAAGUAGUAGUAGUAGCGGCCGGGCCAAAACUAUCCGGCUAUGCAACUCGCAUCUCGAUUCCCUUGAUUUCGAGCCCCCUUUCCGGCCGGCUCAGGUGCAGAUCAUGGCAAAGUACAUGCACGAGGAUGGCGUGGACGGCGCGCUGGCGGCGGGCGAUUUCAACGCCAUACAACCGUUCGAUAGGACGCUUCACUCGGACAACGGUCUCAAAGAUGCGUAUCUCGAGUCAGGUGGUAUGGAGGACGGCGACGACGCAUAUACUUGGGGACAGCAAGCGUCGACCGAGGAGAGGGACAAGUACGGGUUGUCGAGGAUGGAUAAGGUUUACUUCACAGGAGAUCUUAAACUGCACAAUUUUGAAAGAUUUGGCAUGGAUGUCCAACUUGAUGAAAAGAUACUAGAGGCGGAGUGUGAAUAUCUCGUGUCGUCUUACGGGUAUGAAAAGCCUUGGAUAACGGAUCAUUUAGGAGUGAUGGCUGAGAUGGAAGUUGUUGAUUAAACCCGAUCUUUCUAGGUUUUCAUUUUAUUUUUUCAUAUGAAGCUUAAGGACGAUAACUUGUUAAAUGAAAGGAUACUGGGGUUUGGAUGGUAUACGAAGUAGCACUACUUCCCUAACUCGUAUAUAUAAGCGUUAUAAGCUAUAACAGCAGCCCAAGUCAUAGUAGUAUAAAGCAUCUAUUGACAUGAUUAAAACUUGCGUAUAGUAGAACAGGGGCAAUAUCACGAAUACAGACGUUUAUAUGAAGCCC